Molecule: messenger RNA, 1758 nt
Organism: Iphiclides podalirius (scarce swallowtail)
Lineage: Eukaryota; Metazoa; Arthropoda; Insecta; Lepidoptera; Papilionidae
Source: the annotation of a GenBank genome assembly
AUGUCACCACGUCUCAAAAUAUCAAAAUAUGUUGUUGAGAGGUUGUCUCGUAUAGACACUAAUGAAAGUACAGGAUGUUUGUUCGGUCUUAUGUACGAUGGUAUACUACUGGUCGUAGGACUGAGCUUAGAAUUAUUUGAAAAUGAGAAAAACUCUUAUAACCAACUGUUGCUUAAUCUUCCCGCCGAGAUCGAGCUAUGCGGCGUUAUAAAGUUUAACGAGUCUUUGGCUAUUGAAAAUAAAACAAAGGAAAUCUUGCAGGAUGUAGAUAUAACCGAUAAUCCACUUGUAAUAACAAUCAGCAAAGAGAAAGAUAUAAAAGCACAUUUUUUAGUACAUGAUAAGUUUGAAGAGACAAAUUAUGAAAUUAUGGAAAUAGAAGAGUUAUGGAAACAAUUUCUUCAUGUACGUUUAAAUACUGUGCUACCUCUUACCUGUGAAGCAACUAUAGCUGGAGUUAAGAAUAUCCUUCAAAAUAAAAGAAAAAAGAUAGCUUCUGGCCAAGUGUCUUUCCAUUUAGAUGGUACAAUGGUGUAUUUGUUUGGAAUUGCAUCCGAUGUUGGUGUGACUGGCACAAGUACUGAGGCCAAUAUUGGGGAAUUGUUAGACUCUUUAAGCCCAGAACAACCAUCAAAAAAGAAAAAAAUCAAUAUUCAUUCCUUGGACAUAGUUCAAGUCAAUUUAGUUAUGAAAACUACUAGGGAUAUUCUAUCCGACAAGCUAGUUAAAACUGCUGUUAAAAUGAUGACAACUCAAAGAAAACCUGCAUUCUGCAUCAGUAUGCCAUUGAAAAUAGACACAUUAGCCAUGAUACACCGCAACACUAAGUUAUCUGAAUUGUACACAGUAUUAGUAGAAGCAGCAUGCCGCUCUCUUAGGCUAUUAGAAAGUGUCUUGCUUGAGCAACUGGGUCAAGAAGGCAUUGGUGAUGGGGCUGGUUUACGUUUGCCUGAAACAUUCCACUAUUUACCCCAAGAAUUGGGUCACUUUCUCACAAGAGUUGUGCCUAAAGACAUACCUGAUGAAAGUAUGGAAAAAGAAAGAAAGGCAUUGCAUGAACAGCUUGCUCUGCCUUUGGACAGGCCCUUUUUCCGAAGAGGAAAUGCAUACACAAAUAAUCCAGGGCGAUUAGUUAAUCCUCAUGAGUCUAUGCCGCUGCCAUCCACUUCACCUGAUAUUACAGUAGCUUUAGUAAGGGGCCGAUACACUUACCACCAUUACAUGCAGGACAAUUUCAAUGAUGAUGGAUGGGGCUGUGCCUAUCGCUCAAUGCAAACAAUAUUCUCAUGGUUUAGGUACCAAGGUUACAGUACAAGCAGUAUACCCACUCACAAAGAAAUCCAACAGUGCCUUGUUAGAAUUGGUGACAAGCCAUCAUCAUUUGUAGGCUCUAAGCAAUGGAUUGGAUCCACUGAAGUGAUGUUUUGUCUGGAAACUCUCCUUGGUGUCUCGUCAAGAAUUAUAUUCGCUAACACUGGUGCGGAGUUGCAGAGUUACACACCUGAGUUGGUUCAUCAUUUCCAAAAGCAUGGAAGCCCUAUUAUGAUUGGUGGCGGAGUGUUGGCGCAUACAAUUAUCGGCGUUGAAUACAAAGCGGAGAAAAAUGAAACGCGUUAUCUCAUUCUGGACCCACAUUAUACGGGGGCUGAUGAAAUAGCGACAGUUUUAAAUAAGGGCUGGUGCGGAUGGAAAAAUUCCGAUUUCUGGAACAAAACUGCUCAUUACAAUCUUUGUUUGCCACAAACCAGACCUUGCGUU